AGACCUAUCUCAUGAAUAAUAAUUAGAGAAUACCUACGUAGCUUGGUAACCCUCGCUGAGUGUCGCUAAUUAACAUUCAUAUAAUCAACAGCACGCUCAUUUUCAUUUCGACUUUGCAACCAAUCAGACCAACUGGGCGAACGUCAUGUAAUUAAUAUUUAUAACCUAAACCGUUACCGUAGUAGGAUUUGUAGAUUUUCUUUGAGGAGGAUCGACAGGAGCUUGAGACCAACUAUAAAGCACUGAAAGAACAGAAGAUGAGAGACCCACAAUGAGACAGGGCAGGUGGCCGCUACACUGAUAAAGAACGUUGGGAAAUGGGGAAUAUGGCAACAGAGAUCAUUGCCUUCCUUCUCACCAUAUCUGGAUGGAUUCUAAUCUCCUCCACGCUCCCAACUGACUACUGGAAAGUGUCAUCAGUGGAUGGGACAGUCAUCACCACAGCAACCUUUUGGUCCAAUCUGUGGAAGACAUGUGUUACGGAUUCAACCGGAGUCUCCAACUGCAAGGACUUUCCUUCUAUGCUCGCACUGGAUGCUUAUAUCCAGGUGUGUCGUGGACUGAUGAUCUCAGCUGUGUGCCUGGGAUUUUUUGGAGCUAUCCUGGCGCUAGUGGGCAUGAAGUGUACUAAAAUAGGGGGAUCAGAGACCACCAAAGCCAGGAUCACCUGUCUAUGUGGACUACACUUUAUUCUCAGUGGAAUCUGCUCUAUGACCGCCUGUUCGCUCUACGCACACCGGAUAACGUCAGAGUUUUUUGACCCCUUAUUUGUGAAACAGAAGUUUGAACUCGGGGCGGCCCUGUUCAUUGGCUGGGCAGGAUCUGUUCUCAGCAUUCUUGGAGGAUUUAUCUUUUGCUUUUCCAUGACAGAGGGAUUCAGCAUCAGGGAAUACUCCUACAAUGGUGCCACAUCUUUCAUUUCAACACGAACCAAGAUCACAAAGAUGGGCAAGAACCCGGAGACUCCUCAGAAAGAUCCACCAGACCAGAGCUUCACUGGCAGGAAAUUUGGGAGGAAUGCGUACGUUUGAUUUCAGCAUCCUCAGUACAGCUGGAAAUGAUAACAAGUGAAGGCCAACAAGUAUACACUGUGUAAAGUCAACUAUCAAACAAACCCUUGAAUGGAGAACAUGAAAUCAUAAGGCUGCUUUCAUCAUUUGAGGCAAGACGACUGCACAGAGGCAAAUGUCAUCUAUUAUAAAUAUAUAUCCUAUAUAUGGGUAAAUCCAGAUAUUUUUCUUUUUCAGGGGAUAUUUUGAUGAUGUAUACCUAUAAACAAUAAAUUGAGACAUUUUUCAAUCCAUGUUUCAAUCCAUAUAUUACCCAUAAGAAAGUUUGACAUUGUGAUACAAUUGCCAGAUUUCUUCACUUGGGACUUUGAACUAAGUCAGGUGAACUGAUGACAGAGAAGACGAGGAGAACAGCUGCGCUCCACCGACCACAGGAACAUGCUGUCUCAGUUCGGAAAUUGCGCUGGUCCUGAAGUCUCUCUUCACCUCCUGAUCAGUGGAAACUCUAGACUCUGACCCCAGUUUUUAGAGCUUUCAAGUGGCUGGAGCUUCCGUGGGCUGCUGCAGGUUGGCAGAGUCUUCUUGUUCUGUCAGAUUCUUCCUUAAACAAGUGUUCAGUGUCUCUGUGCUUUUUGUAAGAAGGUUUUAAAGUAUUUUAUGACAUAAUAAAGGACAUAAUCAUGUAA
Ctenopharyngodon idella (grass carp) is the source of this 1696-nucleotide messenger RNA. It is a transcript of the gene cldn10a, whose product is annotated as claudin 10a. Gene Ontology annotation, biological process: bicellular tight junction assembly; cell adhesion. The transcript is spliced from 7 exons. NCBI's taxonomy places the organism in Eukaryota, Metazoa, Chordata, Actinopteri, Cypriniformes, Xenocyprididae. Gene Ontology annotation, molecular function: structural molecule activity. The record is from RefSeq and is a predicted model, not a curated record. The coding region runs from base 318 to 1031 and encodes 237 amino acids. Gene Ontology annotation, cellular component: bicellular tight junction; plasma membrane.